Sporothrix brasiliensis 5110 is the source of this 612-nucleotide messenger RNA. RefSeq lists its product as uncharacterized. The transcript has 2 exons. Gene Ontology annotation, molecular function: nucleotidase activity. The coding region runs from base 1 to 612 and encodes 203 amino acids. Lineage: Eukaryota; Fungi; Ascomycota; Sordariomycetes; Ophiostomatales; Ophiostomataceae. The record is from RefSeq and is a predicted model, not a curated record. Gene Ontology annotation, biological process: pyrimidine nucleobase metabolic process; nucleotide catabolic process.
AUGGCAAAGCUCAUUGACGAGUACUUUGCCAACCAUCUGUCUCUACCUUGGGAUGAGGCUGUGCGACUGCACAAGGAGUACUACCAGAACUACGGCCUGGCCCUUGAGGGCUUGGUACGGCACCAUCAGAUCGACCCGCUCGACUACAACGCAAAGGUGGACGAUGCGCUGCCGCUGGACGAGAUCAUCAAGCCGAACCCGGUUCUGAAGCAGCUUCUACAGGACAUUGAUCGCGACAAGGUACGGCUGUGGCUGUUGACCAAUGCAUAUGUGACGCACGGCCGGCGCGUGGUUCGGCUGCUCGAGAUCGAAGAGCACUUUGAAGGCAUCACAUUCUGCGACUACGGCUCAACACCGCUGUUGUGCAAGCCACACAAGGACAUGUUUGCGAAAGCGAUGCGCGACGCGGGCAUCGAGCGGGUUGAAGAUUGUUUCUUUGUCGACGACUCGUACAUUAACUGCAAGGGCGCAAAGGAAUUCGGCUGGACGGUGGCCCACCUGGUCGAAGAAGGCGUUACCUCGCCACGAACACCAGCUUCCCAGUUCCAAAUCAGCACCCUGAGCGAGCUGCGGACUAUCUACCCGCAACUUUUCAAGAGCAGCUCUUCCUAA